GCGCACUUCGUGCAGAGCUCGUGGGCGACCUGGCUGCUGCAGUGGCACCGCACCGCUUUGAGUCCAAGUAUUUGGUCGUUCCGCAGCGUCCAGCAGGACACGAGCGUGUGACCCCCUCAGCGCCGCUACAGAACGCAAUGUUGCUGGACAGGUCACUCUUCGAUCUUGCGGGCAGGACCUGCGACAAGAUCGGCGUUUCGUACCCAGCAUUUAGGUACCAGCCCGAGAAGUGUGACCGCCCCUCCGGCAGUUUCCAAUCUGGGCCGAAGUCUCUGCCCGGAUCUGUCGAAGCACCCGCACAGCCAAUCCCUAAAUCACGUACUGAGAAUGAAAGGCUGUCAGCAGCCAACCUCGGAACGGCCAAGACCACCCUCAGUGCCAUAGUGACAAGCUUGACAGGGGUUCUUGGCAUGAGGCUUUUCUUUUAG
Messenger RNA from Symbiodinium sp. CCMP2592, 428 nucleotides. Lineage: Eukaryota; Dinophyceae; Suessiales; Symbiodiniaceae. The record is from the annotation of a GenBank genome assembly.